Messenger RNA from Lycium barbarum (goji berry), 2188 nucleotides. Its product is annotated as probable WRKY transcription factor 31. Lineage: Eukaryota; Viridiplantae; Streptophyta; Magnoliopsida; Solanales; Solanaceae. Gene Ontology annotation, molecular function: DNA-binding transcription factor activity; sequence-specific DNA binding. The transcript has 5 exons. Gene Ontology annotation, biological process: regulation of DNA-templated transcription. The coding region runs from base 113 to 1951 and encodes 612 amino acids. The record is from RefSeq and is a predicted model, not a curated record.
AGUCUCAACUUCCCCUUUUUAUUAGCCGAGUCCAUUGCUCUCCUUUCUUCUCACUUAGCCCAUUUCUCUCUCCCUUUCUGUUUUCGUAAUUCUUCUUUCUCUUCAUACAUAUAUGGCCAAAGGUAGUGGACUCUCCUUUGAUCCAGAUCCCAUCAAAAACUUCCUUCCAAUAUCCACUGUCCUCAAUUCUUUUCUUGAACCCGACCAACAAUUUUCUCAUAACAAGUUUUUCAAGAUUGAACCUUUUUUAUCAUCAUCAAUGGACUCACAAUUCAAGAACAGGUCACCACCAUCUACUAUUCAAUUCCCAGUGAACCUUAACUGCUCCACUACUCAUCAUGAUCAAGAAGAAGAGGUCCAGAAUAGACCCGUCAUUGAUGAAAUGGACUUUUUUGCUGAUAAAAAAGAUGGUAAUUCUGCGGAAACAACAGCCAACGACACUGAGAGGAAAGAAUCCAACACCCCUCCUCCUGAAUUGGAUUUUAGCAUUAAUACUGGUUUGCAUCUUCUCACUGCAAACACUUAUAGUGAUCAGUCCAUAGUGGAGGAUGGCUUAUCCCCUAAUAAUUCUGAAGAUAAAAGAACCAAGAGUGAGCUAGCAGUUCUUCAGGCUGAAUUGGAAAGGAUGAACGGUGAAAAUCGACGUUUAAGGGACAUGUUAAAUCAGGUGACAAACAAUUACAGUACCCUGCAGGUGCAUAUGAUGAAUAUGAUGCAGCAACAACAACAACAACAACAAAAUCAAGAAAAUGGUCAACAUGAUGGGAAAAGUACUGAAGAAGUGAUCAAACAGCAACACAACCACAAUAAUCAAAAUGGUCAUGGACAAAUGGUGCCUAGGCAAUUCAUGGAUCUUGGCCUAGCUGGUUCUGAGGCAGAAGAGGCUUCCCUGUCUUCGUCAGAGGGACGAAGUGGCAGGGAAAAAUCACGAUCGCCAACGAAUAAUAUGGAAUCAGGAAGAGAAGAUAGUCCUGAAAAAGGGUCACCUGGUUGGGGUCCUAAUAAAAUUCCAAGACUUGGUGGCAAUGGCUCUAAUAAACCUGCUGAUCAACAAGCUACUGAGGCUACCAUGAGAAAGGCUCGUGUAUCGGUCAGGGCCCGAUCAGAGGCUCCCAUGAUCACGGAUGGUUGCCAAUGGCGAAAGUAUGGGCAGAAAAUGGCGAAGGGAAACCCGUGUCCUCGGGCUUAUUACCGGUGCACUAUGGCAGCUGGUUGCCCAGUUCGGAAGCAAGUUCAAAGAUGUGCAGAGGACAGAACAAUCUUGAUCACAACCUAUGAAGGGACUCACAACCAUCCGUUGCCUCCGGCAGCAAUGGCAAUGGCCUCAACUACUUCCUCAGCAGCAAGAAUGUUGCUCUCGGGUUCUAUGCCGAGUGCAGAUGGGCUAAUGAAUUCCAAUUUCUUUGCGAGAACUCUCCUUCCUUGCUCUUCUAGCAUGGCCACAAUUUCAGCCUCGGCGCCUUUCCCUACUGUUACAUUGGACCUAACUCAAUCCCCAAACCCGUUGCAAUUCCCAAGACCCCCUAACCAAUUUCAAGUCCCAUUCUCAAAUUCACCCCACAAUAACAUCCUAGCAAAUCCAGCUGCACUUUUGCCUCAGAUUUUUGGCCAGGCUUUGUAUAACCAAUCAAAAUUCUCUGGCCUCCAAUUGUCACAAGAUUUGGAAGGACAACAUAAUUCAACGUUGCAAUCAUCGAUUAAUCCAUCAAACCACAAUCCUCUGGCUGACACGGUGAACGCCCUCACCAAUGAUCCUAAUUUCACAGCGGCAUUAGCAGCAGCCAUCACUUCCCUUAUUGGCAAUCCCGGGCAAUCGAACAAUGGUGUCAACAAUACUACAGCCACCACAACGACUGCCAACAACAAUAAUGGCAGUGUCACCAGCAAUGGCAAUAAUAACACAAGCAAUGGCAACAAUAAAGUGGCUAAUUCAAGUUUUCCAGCAAAUUGAUAGCUAGCCAAGCUUCUUGCUGCAUGUUUUUCCUUUUAAAAAAGAAUUUUUUUCUUAAAUUUAUUUUUUGCUUAAUUAGUAAUCAGGUAAACUAGAUUACUAUACAAGUUGAUAAGAUAUUUUUAUUUUUUAUAGGUGGCUUAAAACAUAUAUUUUCCAUUCUUUUUGUGGCUGAAUAAUGUAAUUCAAGAUUUCUUAUCAAUACAAGAAAAUAUGUUGCUAGGAAAAGAAAAGAAA